This is a messenger RNA of Microdochium trichocladiopsis, 2053 nucleotides long. RefSeq names its product FAD binding domain-containing protein. The record is from RefSeq and is a predicted model, not a curated record. Lineage: Eukaryota; Fungi; Ascomycota; Sordariomycetes; Xylariales; Microdochiaceae. The transcript is spliced from 4 exons. The coding region runs from base 1 to 1956 and encodes 651 amino acids. Gene Ontology annotation, molecular function: FAD binding.
AUGCCGAUCCCCACGGGCAAGAUGGAGCGCCCAGCAGCCACCUUCUAUGACAUUGUCAUUGUUGGCGCGGGCCCCGUCGGGCUCAUGCUCUCGACCCUCCUCGCCCGCCUGGGCUACAAAAUCAAGCAUAUUGACAACCGUGCCGAGCCCACCCCACGCGGCCGCGCCGACGGCAUCCAGCCACGAUCCAUGGACCUUCUGCAGAACAUGGGCCUCAUGGCUCCCAUCAUGACCCACGACCCGGCCAAGGUGUACGAGGUCGCCUUCUGGGAGCCCUCGCCCGACGGGAGCGACAGCAUCGUCAAGACCGGCGCGUGGCCCAGCUGCCCGUCCUUCCUCCAGGCCCGGUACCCCUUUACCACCCUCCUCCACCAGGGCCUCAUUGAGCGCGUCUUUAUCGACGACCUGGCAAAGUCGGGCGUCUCUGUGCAGCGGCCCUGGACCAUCAAGGACUUCAAGACGACCGGUGAGCACCCAGAGCACCCCGUCGAGGUCCUCCUCGAGCGCGAAGACGGUCUCUUCCAGCAGAAACUGUAUGCAAAGUACCUCUUCAGUGGAGAGGGCGCCCGCUCCGGCAUUCGCCAGGCCCUGGGGAUCCCCGUUACUUACAAGGAUCCCAUCUCCUACGUAUGGGCUGUCAUGGAUGGUGUUGUGCAGACAGACUUUCCUAGCAUCAAGAUGAAAUGCACCAUUCACUCCAACCGUGGCUCCAUCAUGGUCAUCCCCAGAGAAAACAACAUGGUCCGCCUGUAUGUGCGCAUUGCGUCGUCGGCCGAUCCAGAUUUCGAUCCGCGCAAGGGCGCAACCGAGGAAGAGGUGCAGCAGAUAGCCAAGGAGAUUCUGCGGCCUUACUCCAUCACCUGGGAGAACGUCGACUGGUUCUCUGUAUACCCGAUCGGUCAGGGUAUCGCUGCCAACUACACGCUCGACCAGCGAGUGUUCCUUGGUGGCGAUGCAUGCCAUACUCACAGUCCCAAAGCUGGUCAGGGAAUGAACACGGCGUUCCUCGACGCGCAGAACCUGGCCUGGAAGAUCCACGCAGUCGAGUCUGGCUUUGCAUCCCGGGAAAUCCUCAAGACAUAUGAGACUGAGCGGAAGGCAGUGGCCGAGGAUCUCCUCUCAUUCGACAACAAGUACGCCAAGCUGUUCUCCCAAAAAGCGCCACCGGCCUCUGCAAUGGGCACCAGUGGCAGCGGCAGCAAGACAGAUGGAAGUAACACCGAGCACGUCAACGACUUUGUGGAGACCUUCAAGGCAUCCUGUGCCUUUACCAGCGGCUACGGCGUCAAGUAUGGCCCCAACCAGAUCAACUGGUCCGGCUUGUCUGAGUCGUCGUCGUCCAUCCCCGGAUCGGAGCUCCUCUGCCCUCGCAAUGUCAAGUUGCAGCCAGGAAACCUGAUGAUGACGGCCGACGUGACGCGCGUGGCGGACGCCAACGUGGUCGCGCUGGAGCAGGAGAUCCCCGAGAACGGCGCGUUCCGGAUAUACAUCUUCGCGGGCAACCCGUCGUUGCCGACGACGGCCACGGCGCUGCAAGAUCUCGCCACAUACAGCAUGGCCAAGGGUUCCUACCUUGCCGAGUAUCUGCGGGACGACAUCGAGAGCGUCUCGUACCACGAGCGGCACAACCCGCACAGCAGGCACUUCACCUUUUGCACCAUCCUCGCCGCCCAGCACGGCGACGUCGACCCUGUCAAAAUGCUCCCGCCCUUGCUCGCGCGGUAUCGGGACCACGUCUACGCCGACGACGUCGACGACCGGAGGCUGUCCAGGGGACGCUUCGCGGCGCACACCAAGCUCGGCGUGCAAGACCUAGCUGAUGGCGGAGUUGUCGUGGUCGUCCGGCCGGACGGCUAUGUCGGCGCCAGCGUCUGCCUGAAGCCCGGCCGGGCGACCGUGGACGCGCUCAACUUGUACUUCUCGGGCUUCUGUGCCAAGCCACUGGGUUGCGCGUAAGGAUGACUGCCGGGUCAGCAGUCGACGAGCGGGUGUCGCGUUAUUUGUAUAUAAGCCUCGGGCGUUUCCUAUUUGGAUAGACCAGCCCUUGGGUUCU